This is a messenger RNA of Heterobilharzia americana, 1799 nucleotides long. The record is from the annotation of a GenBank genome assembly. Lineage: Eukaryota; Metazoa; Platyhelminthes; Trematoda; Strigeidida; Schistosomatidae.
AUGGGGAAAAAAGAUACAAUUAGAAAUAGUUAUAAUAAGAGCGAUAAUAAGGAUAAAGAUCAAAACAGUGAUUCAGUAUUCAAUGACGAAAUUAUUGAAAAGCGCGCAACAAAUGGCAAAAAUUUAAACUUGACUAAUUUAAACUAUUGCAAUGAUGAAACAACUUGUGCAAAUAUUAAUGUAGACAAGAUACGUAUGGAUAAAUUAACAAAGACGACAACAACAGGAACAUUGAAUCUUCAUUCAAACAAACAUAAUUCUCAAAAAAUUGACUUAACAAUGAUACAUAAAAACAAUAACAGUAGUUAUUAUAGUACUGGUUGUACUACUGAUGAUAAUACAAGUUUGAAAUUACAAACGGAAGUAGAUGUAAAGAAUGAUUCGACAAAGCUUCAGACUUCAAAUAAUAAUGAUAAUAAUAAUAAUAAUAACAAUAAUGGUAAUAUCAGGAGUGGAGGAAGGGAGAAAUUAUUAGAUUGGUUAAAGUUGAGUCAAGCUAAACGUGAUGAAAAUAAUCGACAAGUAUUUACAAGAUGGGUCGAUAAAACUGACAGUUUAAGUCAGUUGAAUUCAUUACAAUCAAGUAAUGUACUGCUUAAUAUGACCUGUAAUAAUAAUAAUGAUAAUAAUAAUAAUAAUAAUAAUAAUAAUAAUAAUAAUAAUAAUAAUAAUAAUAGUGUUUUAAAUCCACCUAUGCUUGAAGUAAAUGGCAAUAAUAUUGAUACGUGUAAUAAUUCUUUUCACUCAUCAAUCAUACCAAAUUUAAUGACACCAACAUUUAUCAUUGAUAGUCGUUUUAAUGACUCAGUUCUACCGAUGGUAACAAUAACACCAAAAAUGAAUACAGUGUAUCAGUCAAUAUAUACACCUACGUGUAUAUCAUCUCUAGCAGUGAGUACAUAUUUACAAAAUGUUAUCAAUCAUAAAUACACUACUGUAUCAAAUAAUUUAUCUUUUGUACCAAUGAUGAAAUCCAAUUUACUGAUACCUACAACACCUUUGAAUACGAUUAAUAAUUUUUCAGAUGUUCCUCAUAGUAGUAUACUACCAGCACCAAUGAUAAAGUCAACACAUAACUUUAAUAGAGGUAGUUUAGUACUUCAUAGUAAUAAUAAUGGAAUGAAUACUUGGUAUACAAUGAUCAAUAAUAAUGGUAAUAGCAUAAAUUAUACCACAAGCGAUAAGACAGACACCUCAAGCAAGUUGAUGACGACGGUAACAACAGUUACAUCUACGAUAACUGAAGAAUGCGACAGUGUUAAUGGAAGUAACAAUGAAGCUUUAAAUUUUGCCACUUUAUCGAAUAUAACACCUGUACAGAAGUUAACAAUACUUGAAACACCUUAUACUAUUACAACAUCUACAAAUUAUAAUGAUAAUAAUAAAGUUAAUAGUCAAUUUAUACCUUGUCAUUAUUAUUUACCUAUUCCACCGUAUACAAAUGAUAUUCCUGACUCGAAUCUUUUAUACGGUUAUUAUUAUUAUUAUUAUCAAUAAUAUCCGAACUUGUUUUCGUCUACAAAAGCACCUACCGUCAAUAUUAUAAGUAGUAUUGAUGGUGCGGUCGAACGAAACAAUAAUCAACAACCUAAACAAUUGUUAAUACAGUCACAAUCCGUCUAUACUAAUCCCGUAGUAAGUGGAAAUGGCCCCAUCAAUGUGAAUGAUAGUGAUAAUACCAUUAUUAGUGGUAGUAAUAAUAAUACUUUGUUAUCCUCACCAUCAGUAUCAUCACUAAUUUAACUAAUCCCAACUACCACAACAACAACAACAACAACUACUACUACUACUACUACUAC